GAUGAUCAGCACAUGGGAUUCCUCAGGUGACCUGGAUAUCAGGCAGUCACGUUCAAGCUGAUCAUCCAAAGGAAGCCCCUGUUCUACAUUUUUAAUAUCAUCCUGCCGUGCUCUUUCAUCUCUGCACUGGUCGUAUCAGCCAACUUCCUACCUGCACAAGUCUUUGUAGCAGGGCCGCUGGCACUUGCAGCAACUGUGUGAUGGCCAGUACAGAGGAUGUGAUUGAGCCAGUGGCUCAGAGCUUCACAGCGCAAAACCUGGGCAGAAGACGCUUCUCCAACGACCUCUACAAUCUGAGUCCAGAUGAGUUAGAUGGCCUCAUGUCCAGCAGUGAGGGCCGUCCUUUCCUGGUGGUUCAUCAUCUUCCUGAAAUAAAGGAGACGGGUGUACCUUACUUAAUACCUGGUGUCCCUAUUACAUGCAAAGUGGACAACACAGAGAAGUACACUACUCGCUCAAAGGUCCAUGUAGGCACCCUGUACACUGUGCGGUUAACACAUGGUCCAUUCCACUGGACAGUGAAGAGGAAGUACAAGCACUUCCAAGAGCUGCAUCGAGACCUUUACAAACAUAGGAUGAUGAUUCACUUGCUGCCUCUGGGAAGAUUUGCAAAGGAGAGGCAGCAGCUGAGAACCAUGUCAGAGGAAAUGCCCAACCUGCAUGGGACUGAACGGACCAGAAGGACCUCCAGCAAAAUGAAAUACCUUGAGGAAUACCUGAAUGGUCUGCUGGAGAACACAUUCUGUAGGAAUGAUCACAGCAUGCUGGAAUUCCUCUCUGUUGGUGCUCUCUCCUUCAUCACUGAUCUUGGACCCAAAGGCUUGGAGGGACCCAUCUUCAAGAGGUCGGGUGGUCACCGGAUCCAAGGCCUGAAUUGCACUGGCCAUCAUCAGUUCUGUUUCCGCUGGUCUCGUCGGUGGCUGGUGGUGAAAGACUCCUUCCUGAUGUAUAUGAAUCGAGACAACGGCUGCAUCAACUUUGUGUUGCUCUUUGACCCUGAGUUCAAAGUUAAAGUAGGCCGUGCUUAUACAGACACGAAAUACGGAGUCUGCUUUGAGAACUUCACUCGGAGUCUGAUCAUCAAAUGCAGCAGUUAUAGACAAGCUCAUUGGUGGAGUCAUGAAAUCAACCGGCUGGCAGAAUCUAGCGACUUUCUCAAAGUGCAGCGCUUUGAGGGGUUUGCACCACCACGCGAGAAUACACUCACUAAAUGGUAUGUGAAUGGAAGCAGCUACUUUGCAGACCUGGCUGAUGCUCUCGAACAAGCCAAGGAGGAAAUCUUCAUCACAGAUUGGUGGCUCAGUCCUGAAGUUUUCCUAAAGAGACCAGCAACUGAUAACUACUGGCGCCUGGAUGAGAUACUCAAGCGCAAAGCAGAACAAGGAGUCAAAGUGUGUGUUCUGCUGUACAAAGAGGUGGAGCUAGCACUUGGCAUCAAUAGUGAACACAGCAAGAGGACUCUUAUGAAUAUGCACCCAAACAUCAAGGUAAUGCGACACCCUGACCACGUGUCAUCUGUGGUGUUCCUAUGGGCUCACCAUGAAAAGAUGGUGGCUAUUGACCAAACAGUAGCCUUUGUCGGGGGGAUAGACCUGGCAUUUGGGAGGUGGGAUAACAGCCAGUACCGGCUAACUGACCUGGGUUUGACAGGGACGUCCAUCAGUCUAACUGAGGAGGAGCCAAAUGGAGAAGCAGGAGAUAAUACUGUGGCUGAUGGUCCAAAACCAUCAGAACCAGAUAAGGAAGAAGAGCAAGACCUUGAAGGUCUGACCGGCAACACUAAACUGUGGCUUGGCAAAGACUACAGCAACUUUAUCAGGAAAGACUGGGUCCAACUGGACAGACCGUUUGAAGAUAACAUCGACCGCACUCAAGUUCCUCGCAUGCCAUGGCGUGAUCUGUCUGCAGCUAUUCAUGGCAGAGCUGCCAGGGAUGUAGCCCGCCAUUUCAUCCAGCGCUGGAACUUCACCAAGAUCUUCAAAAGCAAGUACAAGGACGACUUCUACCCGUACCUUCUUCCCAAGUCUCAGUGUACUGCUGACUCACUCUCAUUCACGGUGCCUGGGUCCAAGAAAGCCAAAGUACAGGUGCUGCGCUCUGCCGAUAGAUGGUCAACUGGAACCUGUGAGAACUCAAUUCUGAACGCCUACAUCCACACAAUCGAGAACAGCGAGCACUACAUCUACAUCGAGAACCAGUUCUUCAUCAGCUGUGCUGACGGGAAAACUGUCCAUAAUGGGAUCGGCGAUGCAAUCGUGAAGCGAAUCCUGCGUGCCCACAGAGAGCAGAAGAAGUACAGAGUGUUUGUGGUGAUUCCUCUGCUUCCUGGAUUUGAGGGAGACAUCAGUUCAGGUGGUGGAAAUGCCAUCCAAGCCAUUCUGCACUUCACUUACAGGACCAUGUGCCGAGGGGAACACUCCAUCCUGUCAAGGCUUAGUGAAGUUGAAGACAAGUGGACAGAGUACAUCACACUCUGUGGCCUCAGAACACAUUCCCAGCUCUCCCAGUCACUCAUCACAGAGCUAAUCUAUGUUCACAGCAAGACCCUCAUUGCUGAUGAUCGCUGCUAUAUCAUUGGAUCAGCCAACAUCAACGACCGCAGCAUGCUGGGCAAUAGAGAUAGUGAGUUGGCAGUGUAUGUGGAAGAUGAAGAGAGGGUCUCAUCCAUCAUGGGAGGGGAAGAGUACCAGGCAGGACCCCUCACACUUGCUCUGCGCAAAGAGUGUUUUGGUGUUCUUGUUGGAGAUUCUUCAGACCCCAGUAUCAAUAUUGAUGAUCCAAUCAGUGACCAUUUUUUCUUCUUGGUCUGGGAUGCAUCUGCUAAACUGAAUGCCACCAUUUAUGACAAGGUCUUCAGAUGCCUGCCCCACAACUCUGUCCACAACAUGAGAGAGCUGAAGGAGUACUCCAGCAAGGAACGCCUCUGCGACACAGACCCUGAGCAGGCCAUAGAGGAACUGAAGUCUGUCCGUGGGCUGCUGGUCCACUUCCCCCUGAAGUUCCUGUGUGAGGAAAACCUGCUGCCUCCACUGGCCACUAAAGAGGGCAUGGCUCCUGUUGGACUGUGGACAUAACCACAGCGCAGGCCAGAUCAGACCACUACAUAACAGUUAAAGGGCUACUGUUCCACAUGCUUCUCCUUGUGUUUGUUCAGCACAAUACACUAAAGUAAGUUACAGCCCUGGCUCUAGUGAGGAAAAGGCACCACUUUAACACAAUGUAUUAGUUGAUUCCUGAUAUUUUUUACAUUGUGUUUUUGACCGCCCAUAGGCUAGUCUGAACAUAACCACUGAAAUGUAGAUUUUACUAUGACUGAUAACCUGUUAGAACAGUAGUUUGUAUUGGCCAGUUUGUUCAUGAUGGCAUUGUCAGCUUCAUAACUUCUACAGUGCAAACUGAACUGCUGGGCUGGCAGUGGUGCAAAACACAUAAAUGAAUGUAUGAGUCACGAGAGGAUUGCAAGGUUGUAUUGGAAAUCAAGCAUCUCACAUGAUCUGGGAACAUAGUGUACAUUUAUUGGUGCACGGAUUUUGGGUGGGUGGCUCUCUCUCUCUCUCUCUCUCUGUCUCUCUCUCUCUUUCUCGCGCUCACUCUCUCCCUUUGAGGCUUCACCUCUCACUGCAGUGCCAGCAAAUCUGUCAGAACAUUUGUGGUUGUUAUGGUGACGGAUAUAAAGAGAUGACUGGAUCGCAGCUGAAAUAAAGGCUGGAUAGGACAGAAAAGGGAGAGCGCUGAUAAGAGGGAUAACUUGCUAAAUCAGGAUGGUGUACCGGAAAAUAGAAGUUAAUAUGCUGAAAAAAGAUUGACAGUAUCUGUUGGAAGCAAAGUCAUUUUAAAAUGUUCUGGAUUUGACAUAGGUGGAGAAGCUGAGAGAAGGAACGAAAAGGAAGAUAAUUAAAGGGUGCUUUACUGUUAAUUGUCAUGUUUUUUUUCAAGAGUCACCAUGACAACCAAUGAAUUAGAACAUUCCACUAUCUACUUGGCUUUGAGAAAGCUGUGUAAAGCAGAGACAUGUAUCUUUUGACCAUUGCAUUUUUCAGCCAUUUCCAUGUGAGUGUCAGGUCCCAUUCAGUGUGUUGUAUGUCUAUCCUAUAUUACUUUCCUCAAAUUGCACAUUUGUUAAGGUGGAUUAUAUUUAGCCAUGACACUGUAUCUGCGUAGUGACAUAAUUUGGCUUUCAUUCAUGGCGCAAUUCCCAUGUUUAGAGCAGUAUCAAGUCAUAUCUUUAGUCUCAACAUGCAAAGAUUUUGAUAUUGGACAAUCUGAAAAGUCUUGCACUGGACAAAUAUGUAGCAUUGGUGGUUAAUGUAGGCAGACAUGUAUCCCCCUAUUGUAUUGACUGAUUUGGAAAAAUCAUAAUUUUUUUGAUAAUUCAACAGAACAUACAGUAGAUGCUGACUUCCUCAUUUAGAAAAAAAACAGGACAUAGGUUUAUUUUAUGCAGUAACAUAAUGUAACUAGUAUGUUUCUUCAGCUGCAAGACACGGGUGACAGGAAAGGAGGUUGACUAAGUAUAGAGGAAAAAGAGAUUACUGUAACUAGAGAUUGGACCCCAGGGUAAAAAAUUUUACUUCAAACAUUUUACCUGUUUUCACGCAUGGUACACAAACUGGCCAAGUUUUAUCAACAACCAGCAGAGAGACAAUAUGUGAAGCUUAUGACUGGGAAUGUCUGUUACAUAUUUUUAGCUUUUUGGAGGUGUUUCUGUCAAAAUUUGCAAUAUGUGAAAAAAACUGUCCCAUGUAUUUUAAGAGUUCUCUGUUUUAACUGAGGAUGUGGAGUGACGGAUGGCUUCAUGAGCUUUUGAGACAUGCCCACAGGUCUCAGCUACACUACCUAGGUGCUUUCAGUGCAGACUUGUUUCUGAAUAUGACACAUGACAAGUGUUUCAGAUGAACGCCACCUCCCUCCACAUGAAGCACCCUUCACAGAAGAGUCAGUAAAAUCAUCUGUGUUAAGAGAUGGUGUACUGCUGGCUUCAGAACUAUUCAGCCUUUCCUUUGGAAGGUAUUAAAAAGCCACUAAUGAGUCUGUGCACUCACCAUAUUUUCCUCUCUUAAAAAGCACAAAGUAGUUGCCUUGACUGUUAUUCUUUGUUUAGAUUCCACCGAAAUGUCUGUGAUAUACUGAAGUGACCUUAUCCUUUUUCUAUCGUGAAUUUUAUUUUUAUUUGACCACUAGUCAGCAUUACCAAUACAUUUUUAUGAAUAUAUUACUAAUAGAAACUUCUGUUUAUUUUUUACUCAUGCAUAUUAUCCCUAAUAGUCACCAUGUGAAAACCUUUGUGUAUACAUAUCUGUAGAUCUAUGUUAUUAACUUGAAGUAACUCAUGUAUAAGUUACUAACACUCAGGGGCAGAGAGAUAAUAAAUAUUAAGUUGCCUAAAUCCAGUUCAAUCCAAUCCAUGAACUUUACUACUUAAUUUUUUGUUUUUCCUCAAUAAAUUUUUUUUUUUGAA
Messenger RNA from Seriola dumerili (greater amberjack), 5458 nucleotides. It is a transcript of the gene pld2, whose product is annotated as phospholipase D2-like. Bases 201 to 3074 code for a protein of 957 amino acids. Gene Ontology annotation, biological process: intracellular signal transduction; phosphatidic acid biosynthetic process; cell motility. The transcript is spliced from 24 exons. The record is from RefSeq and is a predicted model, not a curated record. Gene Ontology annotation, molecular function: D-type glycerophospholipase activity; phosphatidylinositol binding. Lineage: Eukaryota; Metazoa; Chordata; Actinopteri; Carangiformes; Carangidae.